UCUCCCCCUCACACACACUCCUCGACAGAACAACGUAACUCAAAAGGGAGAGGAAGCGGUCAGUGGUCGCCUCGCCGCCACGCACCCACCCUCCUCCCCGGGCGCCUCGCCGCCACUCUGCCAUGCUUCCCAGGCCGAGCCAGAGAAGCAUCUUCCACCUCGGGGAGGAGGGUGGCUACGACGACCACCACCACCGCGGAGCCGGCGACGAGCAUGCCAAGAGCGUCGUCGAUGCUGCUACUCGCCACGACAGAGGGCGCCGAGAACACGGGCGGCAACGGCGGAAGCGCGACGCCGCCGCCGCGGCCGGCGGCGUCGGGCUGCAGAUGCUGGUCCGUCAGCACAACCGGCACCACAUCACGCCGGCGCCGCCGCCGCACUCGCACAUCGUCCUGAAGCAGCAGGUGGUCCUGCUGCCGGCGGCGGCGCGCCACCGCCGCGGGCCGUGCGGCAGCUUCUUGAGGGCCUGCUCCCGCUGCCGGAGGGAGCUCAGCCCCAACAAGGACGUGUACAUGUACAGAGGCGACCAGGGAUUCUGCAGCGAGGAGUGCCGGUGGCAGCAGAUGUUGCUAGACGAGGCGAGGGAACACGAGGCCAUCGUCAAGAAGGAGCGCAUGCGGCGAGGCUUGCCACGGCCGGCGGCGGCGGCGGCGAUCCGCGGCGCGCCGAGGAGACUAGUCGCGGUAGCCUACUAGCUAGGUAGGCUAGGCUAGCAUCCAGGGCCGAUGCACAAGCAUAUAGAGAGAUGGCCACUGCUCUUUGCAUACAUACCGGCCGGUGAUGAUAUGAUAUCCUUGCUUUCAGAAGUGAGCGAGAGACGGGGGGAAAUGAGUUUCGAGGUGCAAAUUUAAUUGAAGUUUCGUGGAGGGUACAGGGGAGAACCGCGAAUAUUGUAAACUGUUGAUGAAGCCGAACGAACGGCCAUGUCUGCUGUUUGUGUAAA
This is a messenger RNA of Panicum virgatum (switchgrass), 943 nucleotides long. RefSeq lists its product as uncharacterized. Bases 123 to 695 code for a protein of 190 amino acids. NCBI's taxonomy places the organism in Eukaryota, Viridiplantae, Streptophyta, Magnoliopsida, Poales, Poaceae. The record is from RefSeq and is a predicted model, not a curated record. The transcript has 2 exons.